Messenger RNA from Suricata suricatta (meerkat), 1104 nucleotides. It is a transcript of the gene SOHLH1, whose product is annotated as spermatogenesis and oogenesis specific basic helix-loop-helix 1. Bases 55 to 1023 code for a protein of 322 amino acids. The record is from RefSeq and is a predicted model, not a curated record. Gene Ontology annotation, biological process: spermatogenesis; regulation of DNA-templated transcription. Gene Ontology annotation, molecular function: protein dimerization activity; RNA polymerase II cis-regulatory region sequence-specific DNA binding; DNA-binding transcription factor activity, RNA polymerase II-specific. The transcript is spliced from 8 exons. Gene Ontology annotation, cellular component: nucleus. Lineage: Eukaryota; Metazoa; Chordata; Mammalia; Carnivora; Herpestidae.
GUGAGGCAGCACUUGAGGUCCCGGGCGUGAGCGAGCGUCUGUGUAGUUGCGCCCAUGGCGUCCGGGGGAGCUGAGCCGGGCGCCGGCAGGUGCAGCGGCUCUUCCCCAUCCAGCGCCCAGGGCUGCCGGGAGGACAAAGCGGCCGAGCAUGCGGGCUCCGGCCUCCCGCGGAACGUGCUCAGCGAGAGGGAGCGCAGGAAGCGGAUCUCCGUGAGCUGCGAGCGCCUGCGGGCCCUGCUGCCCCGCUUUGAUGGCCGGCGGGAGGACAUGGCCUCGGUCCUGGAGAUGUCGGUGCAGUUCCUGCGGCUGGUGGCCGGACAGGAGCGGCCCGCCGCCCUCACUCUGUCCAAGGAAGCGUGGCACAAGUGGCAGAGGGACAUCUUGCAGCUGGGCCUGUCAAGUCCGACCUCAGCAGGUGCACCGGAUCCCGGGCUGGCACCGCCGGGCGUGACUGGGCCCCAGGCUGCUCCUCGCCGUGCGACCCUGGGUAUGGCCGAGGCCCCGCUGGGGGCAGCCGAGGUGCUGGACGGGCCACCAGGCCUCCCCGAGCCUUGCAGCCUGGUGGCCCGGCCCUCAGACCCGAGUUCCUCCAAGGCCCUGAGGUCGCCUCCACCCUGGCCUCCCCACUCCUGGCAGCCACCCCCUUCUCUGGGGAGUGAAGAGGCUCAGAGCUGCCAGGGCCAGGCUGGGUCCCCGAUGGAGGGGGCCGACUCGGUCAUGACGCUGGACACCAGUUCUGCGUCUGGAGGCGACGUGGGAGACGGGACGUCCUUCCUGCUGAGCGCCGGUCCCGACUGGUGGCUGGGUUCUCUGGAGGGCAGAGGCGCCGCUGUCCCCUCCCGGAGCACAGUCAGGAGCAGCCUGCUGGACAGGGCGGAGCCGAGCUUCCUGGCAGACGCCGGGCCCGGCUCCCAGGGGCUCCCGGACGGCCCCCCGGAGCCCUGGGGCCCGGAGGCAGGCUGCCCCGGCCUGGCCCUGCGGGACGAGGUGGACAGUAUCUUCCCCGACUUCUUCCCCUGCUAGGUGGCCCCCGCCGGCUUGCGGGGUGGCUGUGCUCGGCUCGGGCGAGGCCAGCGGAGCAUUAAAGGCAGCGCGCCUUCCUAA